AUGUUGGGAAAGGACGUGCAAAGUGUGUCAAUCGACAAGUUGGACUACUCCUUCGAAGGCGAAGAUAAAAUGUUAACUACAUCGGAUGCAAGUGAUUACUUGAAGCACAGCUCUCCCUCGAUCAAUCCCUUCGAAACAUCAACUCCAAUGUCUGCACACAAGACAAGCCAAACACUCACAGGGUUGAAGCUGCAAGACAGGCUCAAGUUCAACAAUGACAGGAAUGAUGGAAGUAAGAUCACACAAUCUGGCACAUUGCAAUUUGACAAAUCUUCGUUGGUACAAUUGUAUCCUGGAAAACUUUCAAGGCCCCCUUCUAAAUCUCCUUCUUUUUCCAACGUAGACCAGAAGAAGUUACAACAAAUCACCCAAUUGAAUUUCAAUUACAUGCAUUUCGAUCGGAAAAGUCCUCUAAAAAGUCCAGAGAAAACUCCUGUUUUGAGAGACAAACCAAUCAACCAUGAAAAUACACCAGGUAAAUGGUCACCCCUCAAAAGAGUCGGUAAACGUAAGAAUACACCACCUGAACAUCAUACGAAGAAACAUAAAAGAUAG
Yamadazyma jaroonii is the source of this 555-nucleotide messenger RNA. The record is from the annotation of a GenBank genome assembly. NCBI's taxonomy places the organism in Eukaryota, Fungi, Ascomycota, Pichiomycetes, Serinales, Debaryomycetaceae.